This is a messenger RNA of Cuscuta campestris, 1206 nucleotides long. NCBI's taxonomy places the organism in Eukaryota, Viridiplantae, Streptophyta, Magnoliopsida, Solanales, Convolvulaceae. The record is from the annotation of a GenBank genome assembly.
CUAUAUUUGAAAAUUUGACAAUGAGCAAAUCGGCCAAUUGCCGCCCAAUUCUCUCUUUCCGUCAAAUGAACUCUUUAAUUACGUACGCCGUUGACGAUAAUGACCUCGAUGACGCCGCCUUGUGGGCGGUGAUCGACUCCGCUGCCGCCGCCGCCUCCAACACCUCCAGGACAACCACCGUCUCCACCGUCAAACACUGUAAACCUCUGCCUGUCAAGCAUUCCCCCACUGUCCCCUUCCCCAUAUCCUCUCCCCAAUGUAGUAUUUCCAGAAACCCUAGAAAGCAUCCUCACCCCGAUGGCGAGGACUUCAAUAAAAGCUCAAAACAAGUCGCUACGAUUAACUCUCCGGCUUCCUCGUAUCGCAGUCAGGAGGAUACGCCCCCUUUGGCAUUGGUAAAGCACGUGCAGCGCACGGCGGCGAGACCGGUAUAUUCUUCACCGCCGGAAACGAGAUCUUCCGUUACUGAAUACGGUAACUGUAAUAAUAGUCCCGGUAGUUCCGAGUGUUCUCCAGUAACGACAAUGAACCAGGGAAGGUGCGAUGAUAGAACAGGAUUUACAAGGCAUAGCUUGUUUGGUCAGUUUCCGACGGUGGAGCUGUUCAAGGAUUACCAAAAUGCAGCAAUGGCGAUUUUGGAGAGAAGUGAUUACACAAUGAUUUCUGGAAGCCCUUAUAUUAAAAAAUCAGGAUGGAGGAAGAUCUCUUUUUACUUCAACCUGUCUUUUGAAAUCAAAGACAAGACCAUUGAGUUUGAUGAAAACCGAAAUGUUGUCAGAGCAGAAUUUGUGGCUCGGGCGUACAUGCAGGGAGGUAGGUUUUCAGAUGGAUGGGGUUCAUGUGAGCGGCGUGAAAAAAAGUUUAUGAAACCAAAUCAUGACAUUCCAAGUACAGCAGAGACCAGGGCUAAAAAUAAAGCUUGCCAGGAUCUGCUUGGAAUCGGGGAAUAUAGGUCUGGUGCCAGCCGUUCGUAGUAGUGUGGAUUACAAAUAUUCCCGAAGUGAUUACCCUCAAAUUGCCGAUGUCUCUAAUCUGUAUGGACCUAGAUGAAAUCUUAGGCUCAUGGCUCAUGAGUUUCCAACUUCCUUAUUCGCACACUAAAUUCCCUCUUGUAGUCAGUCAUUCCUGGGUAGUGUGUACUAUCGAAUCGUUUAUUGAAUGAAUCUGUUUCAUCGCCCUGCCGGACAGUGGGAGGAAUAUGUAAUG